Messenger RNA from Anguilla rostrata (American eel), 1509 nucleotides. Its product is annotated as pancreatic secretory granule membrane major glycoprotein GP2-like. The transcript is spliced from 9 exons. Gene Ontology annotation, cellular component: apical plasma membrane; cell surface. NCBI's taxonomy places the organism in Eukaryota, Metazoa, Chordata, Actinopteri, Anguilliformes, Anguillidae. The record is from RefSeq and is a predicted model, not a curated record. Gene Ontology annotation, biological process: neutrophil migration. Gene Ontology annotation, molecular function: calcium ion binding. Bases 60 to 1493 code for a protein of 477 amino acids.
GUGUUUGUGCCCCUAACCCCCCAACUGUAGGACUGCAGGUUCAUCUCCCCAGCCAUGAAAUGUUCCUUGUUGUGCCAUGGACAAUGCCGCCAUCGCUGGAGGAUCCGAGGGCAGAAGCUCGAGUCCUGCUGGAGGGCAUUAUUAAAAGCAAGCUGCAGAACUUACUGAGUAAGUUCUGGCCAAAAGCGGAGGUGCAGCUGAUCUUGUUUGAAGACAGCGAGAGGAAAACAAAAACCAAGAUCACUUUUGAAAGCUUUGAUGUUUCCAGCCAGGAUGGGGUAGUGAUCCUCCGCCCUGAGGAGCAGCUGCAGCAUAUUAUCUCUCUCGGCCACGCCCACAUCACCGUCACAGACGACAGCAUCUACUGGGACGACGCAGAUGAGUGCGACUCCCCCGCCCUGAACAAGUGCAGCUCCAACUCCGUCUGCAUCAACACCCUGGACUCCUUCACCUGCGUGUGUGAGCCGGGGUACUACAGCCUGAGCCCCAUCCUCAGCCCUGCCUGCCAUGAGAAGGGGAUGUUCACGCUAUGCCUGAAGGACCAUGUAUCUGGGGGCAUCUCCAAGCCUUUCCUCAUCCACUACUUUGGAGGGAAUGUGACUGUUGUCCUCAAUGAUGGUCGCUGCUCCAUCAACGAGACGGACAAGUUUUAUUAUUACAGGAUAACUGGCGCCCCCUCCCAGUGUGGAGGCCAAACGCUCAUUAACAGGACGCAUGUGGAGUUGAGGAACGUGCUGACUGUGACGCUCAGCAGCAGGAGAUCCAUCACACGGAGGGACCUGAAGGUGCUGUGGACCUGUGCCUACCCGCUGCUCCAGACCAGCACAGCCCGCAUGAAGCCUGGUCUGGACUGGGUUACCUCUCACAGUGUGGUGCAGGUGAAUUCGUCCCGCCUCCUGGAGAUCAGCAUGGCCUUGUACAGUGACUCAUCUUACGCAUACAACUACACUGGCCCUGUGGAGCUCCCUUCUGCAGAGCAGCUGUACAUCCAGGUGACCCUGCACUGUGAAGACAGCCUGGCCUACAACAUGAGCCUACAGCUGGAGUCCUGCUGGGCCACACAGACCGCAGACCCACAAGAGGAGAAGAAGGCUUUUUUCCUGAAGGGGGGCUGCCCAAACGACAGAACCUUCCGCUGGUACCUCCAGAGCAGUUCCCCUCAAAGGAAGAGGUUCUCCGUUCAGAUGUUCACCAUGUCUGACCACUCCCACAUCUACCUUCACUGCCUGAGCAGAAUAUGCAGCCAAGAUGAGAACUGCACAACGAACUGCUCUCCCAGGCAAAACCAAAAGGUGAGAAGAGAUCUACCGGACAAACUCACAGCUACUGUUUCAGCAGGACCCAUCUCUGCAGCAAAGAGGAAACUGUCAAACUGGCCUGGAGCCCAGAUCAUGCUAUCAGUGGCCGGAGGAUUGAUUGGCCUCUUUUUUCUGACAGCACUGGGUGUGCGUGCAGCACACGCUAUAACACAGCGCAACCCCAGACAUCAAUAAAGUGUGUAUACCUGCA